Messenger RNA from Diospyros lotus (date-plum), 705 nucleotides. RefSeq lists its product as uncharacterized. Lineage: Eukaryota; Viridiplantae; Streptophyta; Magnoliopsida; Ericales; Ebenaceae. The record is from RefSeq and is a predicted model, not a curated record. The transcript has 3 exons. The coding region runs from base 1 to 705 and encodes 234 amino acids.
AUGGAGGCUUACAUGGAUAACAUGAUUGUAAAAAGUUUUCCUGACGAGUCACAUACCAAGAAACUCUCCCAAGUAUUCACAGUCUUCAGAAAGUAUAAUAUGUGCCUGAAUCCCAGGAGGAAGAACUCUCAAUGGAACGAAGAAUGCGAGAAAGCUUCCCAAGCCCUGAAGACAUUCCUCAAAGAAAUUCCCCUGUUAACUCGGUUCGACACUGGGGAGCCCCUCUAUCUCUACCUAGAAGUUAGCCACUAUGUAGUCAAUGCGGUCCUGAUAAAGAAGGUUGACCAAACAGAUCGUCCGGUCUACUACUUGAGCAAGGUAUUGCAACGCACAGAAGCCCGUUAUCUGUACACUGAGAAGGUGGCCUUGACAUUGUGUUCUAGAAGGUUGUCAAAGUGGGCAAUAAAACUUAGUGAACAUGGCAUCCAUUUUGAGCCGCGAAGAGCCAUUAAGGGGAAGGCCCUCACUGACUUCAUAGUUGAGUGUACAAAUGCUCUAGGUCUCAAACAUGACCCCAGCCGAUGGAUACUCUUUAUGGAUGGGAUCAUGUAUGCAAAAGGCUGUAGGGUGGGGGUUGUUCUGAUCUCUCCUAAAAAAGAAGUGCUAAAGUACUCACUACGAUCUACCUUCUCGAUCUCUGACAACAUCGUUCAAUAUGAGGCCCUCGUCGCUGGGAUAAACCUUGCCAAGAAAUUGAAGGUGUAG